Purpureocillium lilacinum is the source of this 3261-nucleotide messenger RNA. RefSeq lists its product as uncharacterized. The record is from RefSeq and is a predicted model, not a curated record. Gene Ontology annotation, molecular function: structural constituent of nuclear pore. NCBI's taxonomy places the organism in Eukaryota, Fungi, Ascomycota, Sordariomycetes, Hypocreales, Ophiocordycipitaceae. Gene Ontology annotation, biological process: mRNA export from nucleus; positive regulation of DNA-templated transcription; protein import into nucleus. Gene Ontology annotation, cellular component: nuclear pore outer ring.
AUGGCGCACCGGUUCAUCGUCGAGUCGAGCCCUCCCGCGAGCCCGGAUGGCAACGCGGCGCCCUCGACGCCCGACCGGCGAUCCUACAAUGCGACGGGCUUCUCCUUCAUGGCCGACAACCCGUCGACGACACCGGCUGGCCCGCCUCCAUCCUCCAACGCCUCCUUUACACCCGCCGGUGCGCCUUCAGAAUCAUAUCUGGGCAGCUCCAUCAUGCGAGGCGUGGGCGGAACCGGGAGCAAGCCGUUUGGCAUGGGGGGCCAGUCGCAGAGCUCGGGCAGGAACCUGUUUGGCCGAAACGACACCUCUGCGUCGCUAGGCCGCUCCCUGAGGGGUGCGAGGCAGCCCUCGGGCCUGAGCAGACAGUUCACCGCCGACGAGGAUGACAUUGAAGAGGACGAAGACGAGGACGAGGACGCUUCCGGCGAGGAGCUGCCUCCACAUCGCGGCAGUUUAUUUCGCCCGUCCGGUCGCUCAAGAAAUCAAGCAGAGAUACAUGACAUCGACGCAGCAAUGGACCAGAUACUUGAGCGCGACAUCGACGCCGAAGGCGAGGAGUACGACGAGGACGAAGAGCUCGAGUCAGAGGAAGCGUCAGAAGAGGCGUCCGACGACGGCGACAUGUUCCUUAACAUGCGACACGACGACCGACCGUACGGACAACCUGUCAUUGGAGAGGGCGACGAUCUGUUGAUGCUCCAGACCCCAGGGGCUACGGACCGCGUUCGCAAGGAAGCUGAAGACAUCUUUCGACGCUCCUCGGCUCCACUCCGUGGCUCUAUCCGCGAGUUUCAGUUUGCAUCGAUUGCCAGAGAAUUCUACGCAAACCAAGAGCCGGCACACCUGACAGAGACAGCAGGGGUGAUACUCAAAACGGAAGACUUGGUGUGCCGACUUUACGACGAGGGAGUGGGAACCGAAGACGACGCCGAGAAGAUGGACAACUCCCUCGCCAACAUCACUUGCCGCCUCGUCAAGCUAUGGAAUGAUUACGUCGAGGGCCUGCCACAGCCCGAAGGCGAGGACUUUGUCACCAUCGGCCCCGGCUCGCAGGCCGAGCCGUUUGAGAAGGCCGCGUACGUUGCUCAUCUAAUUCUGCGCAUGCACCACACGAGAUUCGAGGACAAUACCGAGGAGGAAAAGACACCGCCGCUCCCGGAGAUCCUCUUCGACUGGCUCCAGACCAGCCACAAUCUCUACCCGGAUCAGGUUCGAGAGAUUAACCGGUACAAGCCCAGUCCAGCAAGCCACAGCCUUUACUGGCAGACGCUGCGAUCCGCCCUCCUUCGUGGCGAUGUCAGUGGCGCCUCACAGUUGCUCAGAAAUGCCGGCUGGGAACACGUGCGCCGAGGACCCCAUGGGGAAGCCGCUUAUACCGGGCCCUCGCUCGAAAACAUCCGCCGCUACGCAAACGCCACAUGCGAUAUGCUGGAGCAGUGUCCCGGCAUGAGGUCCGAUUGGGACAUUUGGAACAGCAGCUGGACCCUGUUCCGAGUGCAAGCCAGGGGCUCUCUGGACCGCCUCACCCUCUUUGCGGAGGGCAAGGACAAUCAAAGUGCCGGCUCUAACCUGCCAGGCGCAUCGUCCAUGUCGACCAUGGCGAGGAAAGCCUCGAGCCAGAUCCCGUGGGACGUCUAUGAAAAUCUGCAAGUCGUGUAUGGUAUCGUCCUCGGCAACCAAGAUUCCAUCAUGGACACCGCACAGGACUGGUGCGAGGCGACUGUUGGCCUGUUCGGAUGGUGGGACGACGGCCAGCGAAAGGGCCUGAGAGCGAGCUUCGGCGCGUCUGCCUCCCGAUUCACGAGUGCUAGCGACUACUUUGACCGACUCAGCUCUGCCUUUCACACGGUACUACAUUCUGAUAUGAACCCCAACACCAUCAAUCCCGUCGAGGUCGCCGUAGCGUCCGCAUUCGAAGGAAACGUCAACGCGGUGAUAGGAUGCCUGAGGAUGUGGUCGCUUCCCAUAGCUACAUCUGUGGCUGAGAUUGCAUCUCUUGGCCAGUGGCUACCCGCGACCCAGACCUCGAAGCCGCUGCCCUUGGACACGCUCGACAUGGACGACCUGGCCCUUUUGGGCGUCCUGCCGCCUUCGACCGACGACAUUGAAGGCAUCAAGGACACAACCAUGGUCUUAUAUGCGAGGGAGUUGGCCGGUAUCGAGCAUCUGUCGUCACAGCGUGAUGGAUGGGAGAUUGCUAUUCAGGUCCUUGGACGCAUGGACCAGACGCAGAAAUCAGAGGAGACGGUGGGUGAGCUGCUCAGGGACCUGUUGGCGACCCUGGAUGAGCACUCGAGCGAGACAGUCGACAAGAUGUGGCGGAUCCUCAACGACCUCGGCAUGAUGACGUUUGCCGAAGAAACCGCAGAGACAUUUGCCGAAAUCCUGUCGAAAGAAUCUCACAGAUACGGCGAAGCUCUUUGGUACUACGCCUUGUCCCACCGCACGGACCGAGUCCGCGAUGUCCUCAACCUUCUCAUGUCGUACUCGUUGGUGCAGUCGACGGCGUACCCGACAGAGAAGGACCUGGAUGAGGACCUCAAGAACCUCCUUCGAAAGCGCACAGAGACCCUGGAGAAGCGCGCGCAGCAAGACAUUGAGGCAGCCCAGCUUCUGGGACGAAUGCUCAGCGGCUACGCCACUCUCCGCAAAUUUUACGAGCUCAGAGACAGUGCUGCCCAAGAAACGUCUCCCAGCAAGGCCAUGACGCUCAAGAAGCAAGCCGCAUUCGCGCUUGUUGCCGUUAUAUCCAGCUCGGACGAUAACAUUCGUGGCGGACUUUACGACGAGAGUCGGGACGCCGUCGUGAGUGAGGACUUUUUGCUCGCCCUUCUGGGUGAAGCCACAGUGUUUGUCAAGCAGUCGCCGACACUCAUCUCCCUGGAGCAAAUCGACAUUUUGCUCAAGGCCAUCGAAGACAUCCAAACUGUAGGGUCGCGCAUCUACGAGACGUGCGACGAGUUCUUCAGCCUGGUCUUGUCGUCCGGCCAAGGACUCAAGGGAUCCACACCCGCAGACCUCAUGAAGAAGUCGACAAGCUCGCUGAGCGGAAGCAGCUAUGUCAUGAGCGGGAGCUCAAUGCUGGCGAGCCACCUUCACAAGUCCGUGGCUGGAGGCAAAGUUCAGCGAGGAUGGGACUGGAGGAAAGGAUGGACGGCCAACACCAAGGGAGAGGAUGUGCUGCGCAAGCUGCGGCUGGGCCUCUCCCAGGAUCUGUCUGCCCUGUGGCUCGCAGAGGCGGACGGGGUGGCAGUCUUUUAG